Molecule: messenger RNA, 8654 nt
Organism: Hemibagrus wyckioides
Lineage: Eukaryota; Metazoa; Chordata; Actinopteri; Siluriformes; Bagridae
Gene: gfra2b
Product: GDNF family receptor alpha 2b
Exons: 9
Coding region: 615-2030 (471 amino acids)
Biological process (GO): nervous system development
Cellular component (GO): external side of plasma membrane; signaling receptor complex
Molecular function (GO): signaling receptor activity
Source: RefSeq, a predicted model, not a curated record
ACCGAGAGAGGAGCCACGCAGAGGCGAGAGAGAGAGAGAGAGAGAGAGAGAGAGGACACAGCAGAAGAGAAAUUACACUCGAUAGCAUCCUGCCUGGGAAAAAAAUACAGCAUUAUAUUUCAUCAUUUAGUGCAUGCAUUCGCCUAACUUAUUCACCCACUAAGCUUUUUCUCUUUUUAUUCUUGUUGUUAUUACUGCGGCUGCUCAGAGACUCCAGAUGCGCAGUGAUGAGGAAUUAGUCUGAAUUAGUCUCAGAAGUUGUGACGUGACGUUCUGGGAAUAAAAAAUGGCACAAAGAAAAGUUUAAACCGGGGGGAAAGAAAAAAUCUCAGGUUUGUGGUCGUAUGGACGGGAAAACACCAUCGGAUCUUUAAGCAAGGAUGCCGUGCUGGACUCCGUGAUCUACUAAGAAAUAAAUAUUCAUAACUAAUCCUCUCUUCUUUUUUUUCUUCUUUUUCUUCUUUUCCCACUGGAUGUCAAGUGGAGCUACAGGAUUUUGGAUGUGAAAUAAUUCAGUUAGGGGAUGGAAAUGUCUUAUUUCUUUUAAAAAAAGAAGAAGAAACAACAAACAAACAACAAAUAACGGGAUCACCGCACGUUUAUUCGGAUUUAUCAUGAUUUUAUUAAAUAUUCUGGCUCUCCUGUUUUUAGCGGAUGAGGUGGCUGCUUUGGAGAACGGCGAAUGGACGGCCCCCAUGGACUGUUUAAGGGCGAGCGAGAUGUGUAACCAGAACGCACAGUGCAGCUCACGUUUCCGUAUCAUGCGACAGUGCCUGGUAGGCCGAGACCGCAGCGCUAUGCUGGAGAACAAGGAGUGCCAGGUGGCGCUGGAGGUCCUGCAGGACAGCCCGCUGCACCACUGCCAUUGCAAGAGGGGCAUGAAGAAGGAGCUGCAGUGCCUGCAGAGCUACUGGACCAUCCACAUGAGCCUCAAUGAAGGAGAAGAGCUUUACGAGACGUCCCCCUACGAGCCAAUGCAUUUCACUGAUGAAUUCCGACUCGCUUCUAUUAUUUCAGCCAUGGACUCGGCCUCCUCUAAGGGCACCGUGUGUCCCGAGUCUGUGAAUUCUUGUAAUCCGUGUCUGGAUGCUGCGAAGGCGUGUAACCUGAACACGGUGUGUAAGCGUCAGCGCUCGGCCUACGUCAGCGCGUGUAGCCGCUCCACGCCCAUCGCCCUCUCGUCCGAGCCUUGCAGCCGCAAACGCUGCCACCGGGCGCUACGCCAGUUCUUUGAGCGCGUGCAGAGCGAUCUCAGCUACCCACUGCUCUUCUGCUCGUGCCGGGACAAAGCGUGUGCCGAGCGACGACGUCAGACCAUCGUACCCACGUGCUCUUUUGAGGAAAAGGCAAAACCGAACUGCCUCGAGCUCCGGAGAAUCUGUCGAUCAGAUGCACUGUGCAGAUCCAGAUUGGCAGACUUCCACAUGAACUGCCAGACGACUCCGCACUCGAUAACGAGCUGUCCUAAUGACAACUACCACGGCUGUCUCGUGUCCUACGUCGGGCUUAUAGGAUCGGACGUGACCCCGAACUACGUUGACGCCAACCACGCCAACAUCACCAUAUCGCCGUGGUGCAGUUGCCGUGGCAGCGGUAACCAGGAGACAGAAUGUGAAGCUUUUCUGCGUGACUUCAGAGAGAACGCAUGUCUAAGAAAUGCAAUCCAGGCGUUUGGUUACGGAGCAGACGCCGGUUUCCUUCCGUUCACCGAAUCCCAUUCUGUCGGCCCAUCUGAGAAACCCAACCUCCAUCCUGCCAUCAUCACCAAACCCGACAUCAUCACCAACGACGUCAAACCGGUGGAGAGCGCGUGUGUUUUCUCCACAUGCGCUAAUCUUAAGGACGGUGCUGAGAAGUGUUCUCCCUCCAGCAGUUUUGAAUGUGCAGAUGAGAACAUCCUGGACUCCGAGAUGGACAGCUCUAUCCACUCCCACCAAUCAGAGAACGACAGACACUCGUCCGCGUAUCUGUCCAGCAUCUCCACGGCAACCAUCGUCCUGUCCAUCGUACUUGUCAUUCAGGUCGUGUAAAUAAAUCUCCGAGUCCACGAGGGCCAAAACAAUCAGAUGGACACCUCCAGUCCAAACCCUGACAUUGAUCUCUGUCAUUCUCUUUCUCUCUCUCUCUCUGUCUCUCUCUCUCUCUCUCUCUCGCUCUUUCGGUGUCUCACAUGCCAUUUUUAACAAUUUUGCCCAAAAUGAAGAGACUGCAGAAGUGUAGUCCUACAGCACGGGAAACAUCUACGUGACUAUUAGCUUAGCAAUGUGGGCUAAUCAGAGGGGAGGUUUUUUUUGUUUUUUUUGGCAUGAAGAGCCGAAGGAAGUAAGAAUGCUUUGUCAUGUACAGGUAUAUAAUCACUGGAGACCGUUGGUGGAUAUCUGAAACGGUAUGUGGCUUACAGAUACGGACGCAUUUUCCAUAAUAAUGAGCUUCUUCUGUAUAAUUACAUCCAGCUGAGCAGAAAGAUCUGUAAAAUAAAUCUCCACAAGGCUGUCUGACAUGGCAGGACACAUCGUUCAUAUGUAAAACGCUUUUCAUUUAAAAGAUAAAGGCAGGUCCGUCAAUCUGAGUUAGCCGUAAUGACUUUUUUAUUAAAUCAGUUAUUAAACACCAAGGCGAGUGGAAGACUAGAAAUAUGGAUGCUUCGCCCCAGACCAUCUCUGAUUGGCCGACGCUUGGUUAUGUUAGAGUGUUUUACAAUGAUUUUGGAAAAAAUACGGAUAAUCCUGUUUAAUUUCCACACACUGCCUCGUCUUGCUUGCUUGUCAAUCCUCAGCAUAGCACAACAGCUGCUUCACGUUUCACACUCCUUAUUUAUCCAUAACCGCAUGACCUGAAGUGUUAACUUCCUCUCAUUUCACAGCCACAUGAUAUUUUUUCAUUCCUUUACAGUCACAUUUAAUAUCCGUUAUUUUUUUUUAUAAAACAUAAAGUAAAUGUCAUUCCUUCUACGAAACUCCAGCACCGAUACUGGAGACUCUGUUGGAAUCUGUUCCUGUGUACGUUGUUACUAUAAAAAUGACAAUAUUCUAGAGCGAGUGCCGAAACUACUGUCCGAGCUGCUGUUAGAGAAAAUAAAGCAACACUGAUCAGAAUAAAGAGUUCAGCAGUGGUCUAGAAAUGAAUAAUAAUAAUAACAAUAAUAAGAUUUUACAUUUCUGAUCAUAUCAAAAGAACUGAGACACAUGCACUAUACGGCCUGAGGUAUAUGGACGCCUGACAGUCACAGCCAACAAAAAUGGAAGUACACGAUUGUAUAGAAUGUCUCUGUAUGCUGUAACUUUACAAUUUCUCUUCACUGGAACUAAGAGGUCCAGCAUGACGAUGCCCCUGUGCACAAAGCACAAACCAUAAAGACAUGAUUUGCCAAGAUUGAUGAAGGUGGAAGAACUCGAGCGUCCUGCACCCUAGCCCUGACUCAGACUGAACACCUUCAGGAUGAACUGGAACACCGAUUGAACCCCUGACCUUCUCACCAUCAACAACAUCAGUGCCAGAUCUCGCUAAUGCUCUAAUAUCUGAAAUCCCCACAGUCAUGCUCCAACAUCUAGUGGAAAACCUUCACAGAAGAUUAGAGUGGAGCUGAUUAUAUGUGAGUGUCCGGGUGUCCGCAUACUUUUGGCCAUGUAGUGUAUGAGCUUGAAAUCUAUCUUGGUUAAAUUGAGCAUUUUCUUUAAUAAGGCUGUGCUGAAUUUAUAACUUUAUUUUUAAUCACCAUCGCAAAUUUCGGCUUCCUUUAAUUACUUAAUCGAGAAAUUAAAAAAAAAAUUAAAGAAAAAUAACGUUAGAUCAUUUUUUAAUGAUGCUGCUGUAAUACAUGAUAAGCUCCUGAUUCCCAGUUUUUUGCUCUUUAUUUAUUCCUUUAUUUAAAUCUAGCUGUGCUUAAAUUAUAUAUAACCUAAAUAAUAAUAAUAAUAGUAAUAAUAAUAAUUAUUAUUAUUAUUAUUAUGUUUUUUUAUUAUUGAUUUUUUUAAUAAUAUGUUUAGAAAUUAUAUUCCUAAAUAAUGACAGCAUCAUUUUUUAUGCUACAUGGAAAAACAAAUCUUUUAAAAAUUCCAACCAAACAUAAUGAUUUCCUUUUUUUAUGCAUCAUCCUGUAGUCUUAUCUUGAGAUUAUUGUCUUUCCACACAAAUGUAUGUCAUUUGAGGAAAGUCUGAUUUAAAUCUUACUCAUCUUGAUUGAUCGCUUUGCCUUUUUAUUUUCAUCCGAGGAAGAAGAGCGUCAGAAAAGUGAACGCACUUAACCCCGUUCCCCCUCAUACCUCUUCCGCAUGCUAAUUGGUGUUGUUUUUGUUUUGUUUUGUUUUUUCCUUUUCUUUUUCUGUGUACAUGCAUUACAGGAACACCAUUAAGCUGUCUCAGCUUGUCAGAAUAAAACACGUCCAUCUGUACGAACAAGUCUUCAUUGUAUGAGAAGAAAGCAGAUCCGGGAUUGCAGAGGUGUGAGCUGUGAAUCGCUUGUAUUUCUCGAACCAGAUCAUCCUUCACUAAUAUAAUUACACUAUACUGGAUAACUGAUGGAAUAAAAAAUCAGGGGCUGGUGUUGACUCAGACUUUCGGGCCUGGCUGUACGGUGUAUGAAAAUAUCAGCGUUUAAUACGGCUUUUCGAGUGGGCGUGUGCUGAUGACGCAGUUCAUUUCCAUAUCGAUAUCGAUGUCUGUUAUCACGAUUAGGGAUGCAUCAGUACUGAGUACUAGUACUUACUAGUACUUUUUUAUUCACCGUUCUAAUUUUUAACCAAUCAGGGCCGGCGUAGGAGAUUUUCUUUAGCUCUGUUUAGACUAGAUUUAUCGUUGUUGGCACGUUUAAACACUGAUAGAGCUAACAAAGAACACGUGGCCUUUAGCAAUCACGUGAAUUGCAUCUUGACUUGAUAGCAAACCACACGUCUGUCAGCCCUCAGUGCUCGCAGAUCUGCACUGAUCUCAUGUCUCCGGCUUUUUACAUUUUUUUGACUGACAUCGUUAUCGUGAAAUCCGAAAUCGUCUGUUCAUUAGCAUAAACGCUACACAGCAAAAUCCAAAGGGUUUAAUUAUAUGUACAUUUAUGGUAUUUGACAGACGUUCUUAUCCACCAGAACAACUUACGUUUAUCUCAUUCACACAACUGAGUGGUUGAGGGUUGAAAACUAUGCUCAAAGACCCAGCAGGGGCAGGUUGAUGGUUCUGGGAUUUCCAGCAUCUUGACCACUGCACUGCCAUUUCCCCAGAAUGUUGAAAUAACUCCCAGAGUGUGUCAUAGUUAUCCAAUUAAUCCCAAAAUCAGAAGCCUGCUGAACUUCACUAUAACUCAACUAUAACACAAAGCCUUCAAUACACAAUAGACACAAUCUCUGCAAGAGGACACGGUUGUAAAAUGACAAAUUGCUAAUAUUGGAUGUUUGCCAAAAAGUAUGAUAUGAAACAUAUGCUGCUACAGGAAACUAAUUAAUGUCAAGGUGGUGUGAUGUAAUGAUGCAAAUAACAACACCUCAAGGUUAUUUUAAAAAGCAGCAGUUUAUAAAAUUAUAUAAUAUAAUAUAAUAUAAUAUAAUAUAAUAUAAUAUAAUAUAAUAUAAUAUAAUAUAAUAUAAUACAAUAUAUUAAUUUAAUUAUUUGAAAAUAACACUAUUGUUAUAAUUUUUAUUAUUAAAAAAAAUUAUUCUAAAAACAUCCAGCGGUUUGAAUUUACACCCUCCAGCGAGUAUCUAUGUCCAAUUAAAUGAGUGUUUGAAAUGAAUUAAUGGCGUUGUGUGUAGGUUUCAACCAUAGCAUCAUGUAGACCUAAAUGUUAGUAUCUGAGCAUUUUUCUUUUAAAAAGGAGGAUUAAAUGAACACGAUAUCAGUCCCUGAUUCCAGUCUCAGUAUUCCUGCAUCCCUAAUCACAAUCUUGUAUUACAAAAUGAUUAGUUGCCAUUAGAGAUGGAUGUACAGAUGUACAGUAUGCCUUCAUGAUCCUGCCUUCAUAUUGGAAUGCAGAAUGUUGUAGAAGACCGCUGUCUUAAUGGGAUAGCUGCUAUCUCAGGAUAUUAAGGCUGUCUGAAAUCGGUGCCUGGUGUUCGGUGGAAUUUUACAGUUUUUACUCACAGCAUAUUGCAUGUGAUUAUCAGCACAUGCCGGUCACAUGACACAGAAUCACGGGAAUGAAGGAUCGAUGAAAAAGAUAAGCAAAAACCGUUCCAUUUUUACGUAUAUAUUUGUAUUUGUAGGUUAACGCUUCAGCAGCCGGAGUUUGAGCAGAAGGGUAAAAGAUGACGGGCUGAGGUGAGGUCACAUGAGGGAUUUCUGAACCAUAAGCAACGAAUUGAUUUUAUUGUCAUCAGUGUGCGUCUCUGACUCCUCCCACUCUUAAAAAUUACACGAUGUAGCUGUUUGUUUGCAGUUCAUGACUCUAACGCUCUUACACGGGUGCAUCUUUUUAAACCCACACGACAAUACUGAUGGUCAUGUGACCUAUGGAGUCAAUGUUUAUUCCCUCUGAUCGAUGCUUUUUUCUGUAUUAAGUAUUUCUGUUUCCUGUCUGAUGUUUUCUACAGUCUAUACACACUGUGCUGUGUAAAAAAAAUGUUUUAUAUGCUUGAUGUUAAACCCAUGGAGGAGAUUAUCACUCAGUGUGUGAACCCUAGCAGGCUCUUCUCCACAGUUUCUGCAUUGCAUUAUUGUGUUGCUCAUAACACCUCUUUUUCAGGAAAGAGACAGAAUUCCAUAGUGUCACCAAAACAUGCUGGAAAUGAUCUUUGACCUGUCUAAUUUACCCGAGUUAGUGUUAUUGUCUUCCAGGUUAAACCCAUAACCAGAAUCCUGCUGGAGUUCCCUCUCAAUACAUACACAAAACAUUCAUACAGCUGUAAUAUUGUCAAUGCACAAUAUAUAUUUGUGUAAGUCUCUGGUAAAUAACACAUAUGGGAAUGUAUUUUAGUGGUUCAGCUUAGCAUGAGCCAGCAAAACACAAUUACUUUCAAAAAAACACAAUUAAUUUAAAAAAAAACAUAAUUACAUAAAAAACAAUCAAUUAAAAAAAAUAAUUACAUAAAAACACAAUUAAUUAAAAUAAUAAGAUUAAUUUAAAAAACAUAAUUACUUUUUUUUUUUUUUUUUUAAAAAAAAACCAUAAUUACAUAAAAAACACAAUUAAUUUUAAAAAAUACAUUUACAAUAAAACCUCACAAGGUUUCGCAGAUGUUCGGUGGAGUCACUGAAAAUGCUAAUACUGUACUGUAAAUGCUUAUUUUUAGAGGUUAAACCCUAAAUAUGAUCCCAGUCAUGCUCCCAAAACACUUUAAUUUCUUUUAAAAGUUAGCUUAAUACAUUACCCUUAAAAAAGAAAUAAAUGUUUGACGUAAAGAUAGAGUACAGUAUCACCUGUAUAAAAACCAAGGGAAAAAUCACUGAGAUCACUUAUUCACAGAAUAUACGCGCGUGUUGAACCGAGUACAAGGGGCGGGGAGAUGAACCGCGACAUCACGCAUACAAAGCAUCAUAGCUACCAGCCAAUCAGCAGCUAGGUAAAACUGUUAAUGCUCUGUGAUUGGCUACUUCCAACCCUUCUAGCCAAUAGCGUGUUGUAAAGGCUGUACUGUACGUACAUGAUGUCGGCGAUGUUCGAUAUCAUUAAAAUUAAAACAUUUAUAUUUUAUUUAUAUUGAUAUUUUUAUUACUAAAUUAAUAAACAAAACUUUUAAUUAAUAAUUUCACAUUAAAAAGCAUGAAAAUGUAUAAAUUGCCACGAAAUUAGCUGUAAAAACUUUUGCAGGAUUUUGCGGGUCUGCGAAAAAUUCGCAGAUGCAAAUUAGUUAGGUUCCAUAGAAAAUUUCGCGGAUCAUUGAAGCCGUGAAUCGUGAGACACGGAUCUGUGAGGUAUUACUGUAAAUAAAAAAAACACAAUUACUUUAAAAAAACACAAUUAAUUAAAAAAGCAUAAUUAAUUAAAAUUAAUUACAAUUACUGAAAAAAACUCAAUUACUUUAAAAACAGAAUUAAUUAAAAAAUACAAUUACUUUAAAAACACACAAUUACUUUAACAAAAACACAAUUACUUUAACAAAAACACAAUUACUUUAACAAAAACACAAUUACUUUAAAAAAACACAAUUACUUUUAAAAAAUACAAUUAUUUUAAAAACACAAUUACUUUAAAAAACACAGUUACAUCAACAAAAAAAAACUUGACUACUAUAAAAACACAAUUACUUUAAAACACAACUACUAUAAAAACACAAUUACUUUAAAACACAACUACUAUAAAAACACAACUACUAUAAAAACACAAUUACUUUAAAACACAACUACUAUAAAAACACAACUACUAUAAAAACACAAUUACUUUAAAACACAACUACUAUAAAAACACAACUACUAUAAAAACACAAUUACUUUAAAACACAACUACUAUAAAAACACAAUUACUUUAAAACACAACUACUAUAAAAACACAAUUACUUUAAAACACAACUACUAUAAAAACACAAUUACUUUAAAACACAACUACUAUAAAAACACAAUUACUUUAAAACACAACUACUAUAAAAACACAAUUACUUUAAAACACCCAACUACUAUAAAAACACAACUACUAUAAAAACACAAUUACUUUAAAACACAACUACUAUAAAAACACAAUUACUUUAAAACACCCAACUACUAUAAAAACACAACUACUAUAAAAACACAACUAC